AUGGCAGUGAUUUCCCUAGCCAAUAAUGUCGCAAGGCCUUUUCCUCAAGCCUCUUCCUCAAUAUCUCACGGAAAUUCCUAUCGCAAAGUCUCCCGGGUCUGCUUCACCUCUGCCUUCAAAUUCUCCGGGGGUCGAAAUGCGUCGGAAGAGAACAGGGGAUAUUAUUCAAGGGUUGACAACAGGGGAUAUGCCGACAAGAACUGGAGCAAAAAGGAACGAGACGUGAGUAGGAAGGCAAAAGAAACCGUGGAAGAUGGCCUGGACAAAAGCAAGCAAAAAGCAGAGGAAAUCAAAGACGCAACCAAGGAGUAUGCACAGGGCGUAGGGGAGACGGUGGCAGAGAAUACAAAACAGGGAACAAACACAGCAGCCGAGACAGCAGAGAGCGCAAAGGAGAGAGCCAAAGAGUACGCGUACGAGACAAACAAGACCACCAAAGAUUUGGCUGGGACUGUAGUGGAUAACGUCAAAGAGGGGACUAACAAGGCCGCAGAGACGGCGGAGACGGCUGUAGACAAUUUGAAGGAGGGGGCGAGCAAGGCGGCGGAGACGGUGGAAACGGUGGUGGAGAAUGUGAAGGAGGGGACGAGCAAGGCGGCGAAGGCGGUGAAUGAUACGGUCAAUCCUGAUGGGAAGAAAUAUUGA
This is a messenger RNA of Prunus armeniaca (apricot), 645 nucleotides long. Lineage: Eukaryota; Viridiplantae; Streptophyta; Magnoliopsida; Rosales; Rosaceae. The record is from the annotation of a GenBank genome assembly.